This is a messenger RNA of Aspergillus nidulans FGSC A4, 2512 nucleotides long. RefSeq names its product putative peroxisomal ABC transporter (PXA1) (gene pxa1). The transcript has a single exon. Gene Ontology annotation, biological process: fatty acid beta-oxidation; very long-chain fatty acid catabolic process; ATP transport. Bases 1 to 2463 code for a protein of 820 amino acids. The record is from RefSeq and is a predicted model, not a curated record. Lineage: Eukaryota; Fungi; Ascomycota; Eurotiomycetes; Eurotiales; Aspergillaceae. Gene Ontology annotation, cellular component: ATP-binding cassette (ABC) transporter complex; peroxisomal membrane; membrane. Gene Ontology annotation, molecular function: ATP binding; ATP hydrolysis activity; nucleotide binding.
AUGGCCGCUCAAUCAACGCUUCGACAGAAGCAAGAUCCUCUCCUGACUCUAUAUAUCUAUUACACCAAUCUGCUCCGGGGCAAAUUCAGACGUUCGUCAAAGACUGCUAAAAUCCUCGCGAUAAUUGCCCUUCUCCUUUCGAUCGUCGGAACUGGCUAUGGAGGCUAUAACUGGUUCCGAGAAAGAGCAAACGAGCGCGCUCGAGGGAAACGGUUACUGCGGCGUAACUCUGGAAUAAGGGGGAAGGAUGGUUCUCGCACGAUAUAUGUACCAUACAAGGACUCUUUGACCUCCAAGGUCAAAAUAUACCCCACGAAACCUACAACUUUCGACGCACACCGAAGGCUGUUUUUGAACCCGCCAGCAUCCGCUCGGACGGGCGAUGAAGAUUCAUUGGGCCGAAUACCACCACCAACCACGAAGCCCGGCUUGAACCUCGCUUUCCUUCACCAAUUUUUGAGUCUUGGGAGUAUUAUGGUGCCGCGAUGGAAUAGCAAAGAGACGGGGCUCCUAAUGAGCCACGGGGUCUUCUUGCUUCUACGUACCUACUUGUCACUGUUGAUCGCACGGCUUGAUGGUGAAAUUGUCAGGGAUCUUGUCGCGGGGAAAGGGCGGGCCUUUACCUGGGGUAUUGUCAAAUGGUGCGGCAUAGGCACGCUCGCCUCAUACACCAAUGCUAUGAUCAAGUUUCUUCAGUCAAAGGUGUCCAUCGCGUUUCGAACUCGCCUCACGAGAUAUAUUCACGAUCUUUACCUGACUGCUGACAAUAACUACUAUAAGCUGAUGAACCUUGACGGUAGCAUCGGCCAAGGCCCUGAUCAAUUUAUCACUCAGGAUCUCACUUUGUUUUGCUCAGCUGCAGCCGCACUCUACUCUUCUAUGGGGAAGCCUUUAGUGGAUCUUUUCGUUUUCAACUACCAACUCUACCGCUCGUUGGGGCCAUUAGCCCUUAGUGGAAUUCUCACUGGAUACUUUAGCACCGCUGUUGUCCUGCGUAAACUUUCGCCACCGUUUGGAAAAUUGAAAGCUGUGGAGGGCAAGAAAGAAGGUGAUUUUAGGGGCUUGCAUUCAAGAUUGCUCGCAAAUGCGGAGGAAAUAUCGUUCUAUGGUGGUGCCGAUAUCGAGCGUGUAUUCCUUGCCAGAAGCUUUAAGGACCUUCAGCGAUGGAUGGAAGGGAUCUACAGUUUAAAGAUCCGCUAUAACAUGCUUGAAGAUGUGAUUCUCAAAUACUCCUGGUCCGCAUUUGGGUAUUUGAUUACCUCUUUACCGGUUUUCCUUCCUGCAUGGGGCGGUCUAGGCGGCGCCAUGGAGCUGGCAGACACAUCUGAAGUCAGUGGCCGGGAACGCGGUCGUAUGAAGGAGUUCAUCACAAACAAGCGAUUGAUGUUGUCUCUUGCUGACGCCGGGGGUCGGAUGAUGUACAGCAUCAAAGACAUCUCUGAACUGGCUGGCUACACCUCGCGGGUGUAUAGUCUCGUUUCCGCCCUUCACAGGGUACAUGCAAAUGCCUAUUACCCACCACAUGACGCUGGCUCAGAGCUAUAUUCACUAGAGGAUGUCCAGGGAACGAUUCACAUUGGUUUUGAUGGGGUACGCUUUGAACAGGUUCCUGUCGUUGCGCCGUCUCUUUAUCCCCGAGGUGGAGACGAACUUCUCGAGUCGCUCUCGUUCGUUGUACAUUCGGGCGAUCACCUCCUCAUUUCCGGUCCUAAUGGAGUUGGCAAAUCUGCCAUCGCGCGUAUUGUGGCUGGUCUAUGGCCUGUUUACCGUGGUCUUGUCAGCCGUCCGAGAGGGUUCGGGCUCGACGGCAUCAUGUUCCUCCCUCAGCGACCAUACCUGAGUGUCGGAACCCUUCGAGACCAGGUAAUAUAUCCUCACACUGAAAUCGACAUGCGAGAUGCAGGUGUCUCAGAAUCAGCCCUCCAGAAAAUCCUCGAUGAUGCCCACCUUGGCUACCUCCCUUCUCGCGAAGGCGGGUGGGACUCACGCAAAGAGUGGAAGGACGUUCUGAGCGGUGGCGAAAAGCAGCGAAUGGCCAUGGCGCGGCUUUUCUACCAUGAACCUCGCUAUGCCUUCCUCGACGAAGGAACAUCUGCCGUCUCCUCCGACGUGGAAGGACUACUAUACGAACAAGCUAAAGAACGAGGGAUUACGCUUAUCACCAUCUCUACGCGCGCCUCGCUGAAAAAGUAUCACACCUUCAAUCUUACUGUUGGUGUGGGCUCCGAGGGGGAGCAAUGGCAAUUUGAAAGGAUCGGAACCGCCAAGGAGAAACUCGGUGUAGAGAAGGAACUUGAGGAGAUUCGCAAGCGUCUCAGCAAAGUUGACGAAUGGAAGAAACGACGGCAGGAGAUUGAAGACGAGCUCCAAAAGGUCUGGGUCGAUCAUGGAGAGCUUGCACCGUCUUCAUAUGAAGAGGAUUUCAAAGCGGCAGAGGAUGAGGUUGAAGUAGCUGGUAACUAGGACGUAUCUGAAUGGAAUUUUAUAGGAAGUAUAUGCCAUGAAAUCUAGC